Molecule: messenger RNA, 1817 nt
Organism: Hevea brasiliensis (rubber tree)
Lineage: Eukaryota; Viridiplantae; Streptophyta; Magnoliopsida; Malpighiales; Euphorbiaceae
Product: putative F-box/FBD/LRR-repeat protein At2g05300
Exons: 3
Coding region: 24-1715 (563 amino acids)
Molecular function (GO): protein binding
Source: RefSeq, a predicted model, not a curated record
GAGACGCAAAACUCAGCAAUAGAAUGCAGCAGGGGAACGAGCCAAAGAGAACCAGGGUGGAUAAUUCCAUCGUCAGCUCAACAAUGGGCACUGUAGAUCGUUUAUCUCAGUUGCCGGAAAUAACGAUACUUCGAAUCUUGUUUUUGCUGUCGGCGAGAGAUGCAGCUCGCACCAGUCUUUUGUCCAAGGCAUGGUGGCGUUUGUGGAGUUCUCUACCCACAGAAAAUUUCGAAUUCAGGUAUUCCUCUUUUCCACAGAAUUGCGUGCCGGAGGAAGGAGAAAAUAUGGGAAAUGAGGAAAUCUUGGACAAGUUUAUCAAAUUCGUUGAUGAUUCUUUGUUCAGGAUCCGCGGUGACAAAAUAAAGAUUGAAUCUUUCCUUCUACAUCUGCCUUACUGUGAAUCUAAAUUGCAGUCUCACAUGGAUGAGUGGAUAGAAUUAAUCACAAAGAACCCAGUUAAAGAAUUCGAAAUUUACUCUGAUCGCUGCCAUGCACAUAGCGAAUGGUAUGUUUUACCCAGGACCAUAUCUGUAGCCAAAUCCUUAUCUGCAUUGAAUUUACAAGGUCUUAAAUUGGAUGAGACCACAUUUCUGGGUCAUUCCAAGUUUCCUUGUUUGCGAAAUCUCUCUCUAUCGAAGGUUCAUCUUAGUAGAACAACGGCUGAAAAACUGUUGUCUUCUUGCCCUUUGCUCGAGCAAUUUGUACUGAGAUCAUGUCUGGGAUUUAGUCAUCUCUGUAUUCCAAAUCUUCCCAAGCUAAAGAAGGUUGAGGUUUAUUACUUGGAUGGUAUCGUUAUUGAAGCAUCAAAUCUUGAAAUUCUUGAUUGUACAAUUCUUUCUGGUAAUUUGGAGCCGGGUGCACUUCUUUGCAAUAAUCUAAAAGAAUUGAUAGUACAUUCUAACCCCACAAUCAUCAACCAGUGUAUUCAGCAAGUUUUUGCUAAAUUCCUCCAACUUGAAACCUUGCAUUUGGAUUAUAAUUUCUCUUCAUACGAACCAUACCGCAUAAGUAUUAUAAUUUCAAGACAUCAGCUUAAGAGCUUAGGUUUAUCAGUUUCCGGUGAUCCAGAGGCGAUUGAGAUUAAUGCUCCAAAUCUUAAAUCAUAUAGAUUCUCCAGUAAAACUGUCCCCUCUUCAUUACUUAUGAAUGCUUCAAGUCUACAAGAGGCUAUCUUUGAACUGCAUAUGGAAGAUAUUUUUGACAUAGACACAGAAUGGUUUCUUAAUUUGCUGAAAUAUCUUAUGAUGUUCAAGAACCAUAAAUUCCUGUGCCUGACAAUUUUCUCUAAUGCGAGCGUCACAUUUAAUCCAUUGGAGUGGAGGGGACGAUAUGGUUCUGAACUACCAGUAAUUGAAAAUCUAAUAUUACGUAUGACUUCAAGCAAGGAAAAUUAUGAAGCUCUAUUGAAUGGAUUACUAUGGUGUUGUCAUCCAAAAACUCUAUCUGUGCCAUUGGAAAAUGAACGAAACAGAGAACUAUUAAAGUUCCUUUACAAGGCUUUUACAAAAGAAGAGGAUAGUUUCCGGCGAUCAUCUCACUGCAACUGGCGGCAUCACUUAAAAGAUGUAAAGAUCGUAGGCUUAGAAGUUGUUGAUGAAAAAGGUUUGGAGUCAUUGUUAACUUUUGAAGGGUACAAAUUAGUCACAUUUGAAUUAACAUGGGGAGCGGAAGAUAAAGGUUUGGAGUCAUUGUUAACUUUUGAAGGGUACAAUUAACAAGUUUCAUAUCUACUAUUUCCAAUAAAGCAGCAUGGUUUAUUAGUUUACAUUAGCCAUACACCUUGAGCUCUCUCUGCCAUGCGUGGAAAACAGGUUUUA